UACUCCCCUUCUUGUCUCAGUCCAUCUGCUCGCACUGCUCCCGCUCAUUCUUUGCUGCUCCCUUUGCUGUUUUGUCGUUUGAACCACGGCUCCUUUCGGACAAAUUCAUCCUGAGGAUACAGCACAAGGACAGAGGAAACAGGGAUAUACGUUGAGAAGGAUGAGAUGGUUCUGAAGGAGACUAUCUACAUCAAAAGAGGCUACAAGAAUUAGGCUAAACCAAUGGAGGACGUGGACGACAACAUUUCAUCAACUGAGUUCGAGCCUCUCUUCAUCAAAGAGGAUGGGGAACCAGACAGAACCCUCAUGGAACAAAGAGAGUGCAACACGGCACAAUCUGGACUCACCUUCACAGGAACACAGCUGAAUCCAUCAUCUUUAAUUAAGCCAUACUUACAGGAGAUGGAUGACUUACUGAAGAGCUGUGAGGAGCUUACUGGUAUUCCUUUUGGGUCUCGCUUCUCAGAAAGUUACACAGAAACAAGCAUGAGCGAAUCAAUUCACGGUCAGAGCAAAGAGGAAGUUACAAUGGAGAGCUACAGAGAAACAAGUAUAUCUCCCCAAGCAUAUCUUUCCACAAGCUAUAUUGACACACACAUGGAUGGGGCUGGAACGGAAGACCAGCCAGCACAAGGGCAGACGCAAGGCAUGGGCACCAUCAUCAACAGGUGUGGAGUGACUGCAGAAGUUUCUCGCCAGACAGAAAUGCCUAUCACUUCAGCAGGCAACAAACUGAGUGAAACUAUGGUGCAGUAUGAGGGCCAGCUGCUGGGAAUGUUGGCCAUGCUGGAGAGCUGUAUGGAAGAGACUGGGAUGGACUUUGAGCCACAAGACUGGGCUACAGAUGAAAGCCAUGAAUAUGUACACAUCAGUAAGAAUCCUCAUCUUUAUAGGGGUACUACACUGGUGCCCAUUCAGCAGGGGAGGCCAGAGAAUUUGGGGACCCAUCCAGUGCAAUUAGAAACCUGGGCAGCUCAACAUGCAGAGGGAGAUAAAGUUUCCAAGGACAGCAGUAAAGGAGUGACAGUAGGAUCAGCAACAAGUAGAAGCCAGCAGAAUCCUUUGCUUGGCUUUAGCAACAUGAGUGGCAUCUCAAUGGAAAGACUGGAAAGGUCAGGCACAACAGACCAGGGGGCUCUUGAUCUACAGUUCAGGUUUUCAGGGCCAUCAGAGCCAUUAGAUAACAACAAAAAUGAUCCAAUGUACUGUGAAGGGACAACGACAAAAUAUAUCUUUACUGAAGGCACAGAAAAGGACGGAGAAAUUACUGGGACUGAAAAAGAUGACACUGAAAUGCCGGCUGAAGAGAGGCUAGAGCUCAAGAUUGACAUCAUUGAUCUGAGAUCUGGCGUGAAUAAAUUAGGGGAGUUGGGGUCUCAGAUGGAGGAGUGCAUAGAGGAAGUACAGCAGUUAGAGAAGAGGAGGAAGGAGCUGCUGGCAGAGGUGCUGGAGUUGAGAGGGAACAAAAACAGAGAGGAGGCAGUGGGGGACAGUGAGGAGGAAGAAGUGACAGAAGAGCAGAUUGACAGCAAAGUGGCGGAGCUGAUGAAUAUACUAAAGAGUGAGGAAGAGUGGAGAAGGGAGGAGAGGAAGAGGGAGAUACAGAGCCUCAGGGAGGAGAGAGCGGAGGAGGAGAGGAGGAUGUGGAAGGUCAACCUGGAGAGACAGGGGCUGCAAGAGGAGCUCCGAAAGCUGAAAAUGAGGCUCUUUGCCAUGGCCAGGAACUGUACUCACAGUCAGGCUAACCUGAACAACCAGCGCCGUGAGGUGGAGCUGCUAAAUAGAGAAGAGGAGAAGCUGCAGGCCCUGGUUCUACAGCUGACAGAAGAGGGCUUCCAGCUCAGGUCGGCACAACAACAACAGCUCUUAAAACUACAAGCAGAAGUUCAUGCCCAGACCUCCAGUCAGACCUCCAACACCCAGGAGGAGCUGACCGAGUGCAGGAGGCACUCCUGUGGGGACAUCCAGCAGUAUUUGCAGGGUGGGCUGAGAGCCCUGGAGGACAGGUACGAACCCAUUUUGCUGGCUUUGCUGAAGAGGAGAGAGGCAACAGCUGGAGCGCUUGUGAAAGCCAAAGAACAGGCCCAGGAGCUGAGGGCCCAGCUUGGACCCCUCAGGGAGGAGAUCCAAAAGCUGAAGCUCCAGAGGGCUUUAUUGGAGGAGAAACUCAAACUAAUCCACAUACAUCGGAGAGAGGAUGUGGGGCAGUACAGGGAGACAGUGUACUGUCUGGAGGAGAGCAGCAGAGAACUGAAGACUGAGUUAAGGAUUCAGAAGAAAAAAACCAAAGAGAUAGAGGAGCUGAGAGACAGCCUUACCAAACAACUCCUCCUUUACAGGGCUGCCAUUGAGGACCAUAACAAGUGUGACCAUGAGGCGAAAACAUGAUUGUUUUUAAAAUCAAUAACAAACCCGUGAACAUAGUUCAGCGAUAAAACUUAUAUUUAUCUGUGACUGAGUGAACGCCAAGGGUCAAUUAAUGCACUUUACACACAUUAAGAGACAUGCCGUUUUUAAAACACAUAAAACUAAGAUUGACAAAGUUUUUCAGAACAGUCUGUAAAGGUGACCUAGACUGCUGCUUGUAGAAAGGUUUUUGUUAUGAAUAAAGGCUUUGCGAUUCUUGUAAUCUGAAUACGACUGAUGAGUUAACGUCUGAAUCUGAAGAGCAGAGAAGGGUUCGUGUACUUAUAAGGGCAACAUGGAUGAGAAACUAAACAGUGGGACGCAG
Messenger RNA from Xiphias gladius (swordfish), 2731 nucleotides. It is a transcript of the gene sync, whose product is annotated as syncoilin, intermediate filament protein. NCBI's taxonomy places the organism in Eukaryota, Metazoa, Chordata, Actinopteri, Istiophoriformes, Xiphiidae. The transcript is spliced from 6 exons. Gene Ontology annotation, cellular component: intermediate filament. Bases 223 to 2388 code for a protein of 721 amino acids. The record is from RefSeq and is a predicted model, not a curated record.